Agrilus planipennis (emerald ash borer) is the source of this 3916-nucleotide messenger RNA. It is a transcript of the gene ewg, whose product is annotated as DNA-binding protein P3A2. NCBI's taxonomy places the organism in Eukaryota, Metazoa, Arthropoda, Insecta, Coleoptera, Buprestidae. The record is from RefSeq and is a predicted model, not a curated record. Bases 395 to 2071 code for a protein of 558 amino acids. Gene Ontology annotation, cellular component: nucleus. Gene Ontology annotation, molecular function: RNA polymerase II cis-regulatory region sequence-specific DNA binding; DNA-binding transcription factor activity, RNA polymerase II-specific. Gene Ontology annotation, biological process: regulation of transcription by RNA polymerase II. The transcript has 10 exons.
UUAAAAUGCGCAAACUCCUGUAACAUGGCUGUGCUUAUCUGUAGGACAUUACCAACAAUGAUCGACCACGAUCGAUAUUGAAGAAUGUGACGUUUUUGUUUUUAUUCCAGUAUUUUAGGUACAUUUACCUGUGUAACAACGUGUAGUCGUGUCUUCUGAAAUUAAAAAGUGCAGGAAAUAUUACAAAAUUUCGGUUUCGGCGCUACCAGACAUGUUUUUGUGCUAAAUGUGAAACAUACACGCAGGUGAUUGGUUUGAAAAUGUGUAUUCUAAUCUAUUCGCUUCACAAAAAUGGCAUGGGUGUUUCAAAAAGCUGAACUGUUCAGUUGUUUCUACUUUCUUCCUUCUAAUUAUCUAAAGGGGACCAGAACCCUUGAGAAAAAUUAGGGGUAUAAUGAAUAAUUCCAAUAAUCAGAAUAAUUCAAGUGUAUCUGAACAAAUUGCAAUGGUUGUGGCAUCACCUUCUGGUUUAUCUGGAGUUUCAGAUGAUGACGAGCACUGCCCUUCUUCACCGGAGUCCACCUAUGAAGAAGGUGCAGAUCUCAUGAGUGCUGCCAUGGGAGAUGAAGUAACAGCUCAACUGGCAGCAGCAGGUCCAGUUGGGGUAGCUGCAGCAGCAGCAAUAGUUUCAGCGAAAAAACGAAAACGGCCACAUUCUUUUGAAACAAAUCCAUCAAUAAGAAAAAGGCAGCAAAAUCGGUUGUUAAGGAAAUUGCGGCAAACCAUAGACGAAUUUGCAACUCGGGUUGGUCAACAAGCCAUUGUAUUAGUAGCCACACCAGGCAAACCAAAUACGAGCUAUAAGGUGUUUGGGGCUAAGCCAUUGGAAGAUGUUAUCAAAAAUUUACGGUCUAUGAUUAUGGAAGAACUGGAAAAUGCGUUGGCACAUCAAGCUCCUCCACCAGUCCAAGAAGAUCCCACCCUUUUUGAACUACCUCCGCUUAUCAUCGAUGGUAUUCCUACCCCCGUUGAAAAGAUGACACAAGCCCAGCUUAGAGCUUUCAUUCCUUUAAUGUUGAAAUAUUCCACGGGGAGGGGAAAGCCUGGAUGGGGUAGAGAAUCCACCAGACCUCCUUGGUGGCCUAAAGAAUUACCAUGGGCAAACGUGCGAAUGGAUGCAAGAAGUGAAGAUGAAAAGCAAAAGAUUUCAUGGACUCAUGCUUUACGCCAAAUAGUUAUAAAUUGCUACAAGUACCACGGUAGGGAAGACCUGCUACCAGCUUUUUCAGAAGAAGAUGAAAAAGCAAAUCAGGCUGCAACAGCAAACGCAAAUGUCAGUACCUCGGUUGGUGUUUUAAAAAUGCAUUCUUUGGGCUCAGGCCCUACUCAUAAAAUACAGAUCCAAGCUAACGGCUCUCCACAGAUUAUUGCUGCUUCGCCUGACGGAAUGUCAGGUUCCUCAGCGCAGGUUUGCCUAGACCCUGCCGGCUAUAGUUCAGACGUUGAUAUUGCGACUCAAUUUACUCCGACUGUUUUGCAUACCAUAACGAAUCCAGAUGGAACUGUUAGUAUUGUGCAGGUUGAUCCAAACAACCCAAUAAUUACCCUUCCAGAUGGCACAACUGCUCAUGUUCAAGGAAUGGCAACUAUUCAGUCCACCCAAAGUGAAAAUGGCACGCCAGUUCACACGAUUCAAACAAUAACAGAAGGUGGGGCACAAGGAGAAGUUGUCGAUUUAAAUUCAGUAACAGAAGCAACACUUAAUUCUGAAGGCCAAAUUAUUCUCACUGGUGAAGAUGGUCAUGUUAGUGGAGUUAUAACUGUACCAGUAUCAGCAUCCAUGUACCAAACCAUGGUUGCUAAUAUACAACAGUUGACAAGUUCAGAUGGAACUGUAUGUGUUACACCUGUUGUUCAAGUACCAAAGGUCGAACCUACUGGUGGAGAAAAUAUGGAAACUUUAACUGUUACACCAACUGGUUUAACUCAUUCCAUGAUGAUACAAAAUUCUGGGUCAGAUCAACCACAGGUUUUACAGGUGUUAUCCCUUAAGGACGCAACAGUGUUAACUAAAGCUAUGGCUGGAAUUUCAGAUGUCAAAACUGAAGAAACGAUUGUAAGUGAUCCGUAAAAUUUUAAUAAUUGAGGGUUAGACUGUACCAUAAAAAAUGCAUUUCUAUAACGGUAUGUGUAAAAAGUAUUUAUGAUAAUUGAUAAAGAAUGGAGAGAAGUGUAAAGGCAGUGCAAACAGACUCACAACGAAAUGUGGAAUGUAAACUUAAUGUGUCAAAAAAAAUAUCGUGAAGUUGUAGAUAUCUGCAUGGGAAGAAAGUGUCAGAUUAUGUGUGUAAAUAUUGCAGAAAUUUUAAAUUUGACGCCAUAUCCCAAUUCACUUUUGCAGAUUUUAUGUGUUCCUUACGUACGAAGUUUCAGCCGUUGAUAAAAAGAAUUGUAGAAAUUACCACCUUUUUGUGUAUAUAAAGUUCGUAGAUUAUUAAUUAAGCGAAAACCACGAUCUUAUUUUACUUAACGGUUUACUUUAUAGUUUUUCUAACACCAAAAUUUGAUACAGACAUAUAGUUACACAUUCAUCAGAUUUUAGUCUUUUUGAUGUAACAAUUUGUUAGUGUUGUUUUUAUUUUUUAUUAAUUACAGUAGAAAAAAACAUUUGGGUUUUUAAAGUAGUGUUGUUUUAGUUUACACAGUAGCAAUUUUGCGGCAACAUUUUUUUCUUAUAUUACACUUUUUUCUUUAUACUAAUUGUAGAUAUCUAUUACGGGUAUAAUUUGAUGAAUUCUUCUUUAAUGACGAGACACUGAGUGAUACGAAAUUAUUAAAAAAAUUAAGGUUUUAUAGGUAAUAUUGUAAAGGUUUUCUACGCUUCGACAAAUCUACUGUUUUAUUAAUUAAUAUUUCUUUAUUAUCAAUAAACCUCGGUAACUGAAAACUUAAUUAAAACUUAUACAUAUUACUCUGAAUAUUUAGUUAAGGAAAUAUAUUUGAAAAAUUAUUUUUUAUUGUAAAUUGAAUUGGGAUAGUACUUGAUAGGAACAACAUGUAAUGUCUGCUUAUAAGUAAGUUUAUAAGUCUAGUCAGAUUAUCUUCAGAUCAAAACAGACGUUCAACUUUGUGAUAAAUUCAGUAGUAAAUGAUUUACUAUGUAUUUUUACUUCCAUCUUGCUGCAUAUCUUUACUGAGAAAAUUAUACACUUUUUUUGUUUUAUAGAUCUAACUCAAUACUUGUAUUGUUUAGUAAGUCAACUAAAUAUAUUUUAAAACAGGUAUAAAAUUUGCAUGAAAUUAAAUAUACCUACAUGGUAUCGAUAAAGUAUUUUUCGGUACGUACCAUUUUGACGUGUGAACUGAACGUUUUUUAUAAAUAAAUUUUGCAUUUGCCAUUUCAUUUGUAAAAAUUGUUAUUGGGUAAGAAGAGAAAAAGUACAAAUUAAAUUUUUUGAACGAAAACGUUUAAUUUAAAAUUCGUUGAUGUUUCUAAUAGGGUAAUGUGUGUUAGAGCUAUAAAACAGUGCGAUUUUGUGUGAAAGUUAGAAACGUAUACUGUAUACUCCUGCUUUUAAAAUCGUGUAAUUUUACUUGUGUUCUUAUCUACAUUUUUCAAGUACUUGUAAAAAGUCGCUAGUAGAACGUGCAUAUUGUGGUUGAAUAAGUUUUUUUAUUAAUUUCAUAAAUUUUGAUAUUUAAUUGAAAUGACGCCAUUUGAAGUUCCAUUAAGUAGAUUACUUAAGUGGAGUAUCUUGUCUGAAUAAGUUGGUAUUGUUGUAAUUUUUAGAAUUAUUUACUGCUGUGUUUUUGAAUAGAUGUCAUUCAUUGUUUCGAUGGUAAAUUAAUGUUAUUUUUUGUACAUUGGAUGUAUUAAGCUAUCACUUGUACAUUACUUCUGUCUAGAUUCAGUUGUUACUAGGCAUAAUUGUUGGUGUUCGUUACAAAUAAAUUUGGUACAUCAGCAGCACUGUUA